Chelonus insularis is the source of this 729-nucleotide messenger RNA. RefSeq lists its product as uncharacterized. Lineage: Eukaryota; Metazoa; Arthropoda; Insecta; Hymenoptera; Braconidae. Bases 1 to 729 code for a protein of 242 amino acids. The transcript has a single exon. The record is from RefSeq and is a predicted model, not a curated record.
AUGAGUGCUGUUGAAACAUUGUUAGGAUGGACCUUGAUGGGUAAAAAACCGUAUGAAGAGAGUAGAUGUAGCGACACAGCGCUGGCAGUGACUACAAUGUUUGCUCAAGAAGCCGAGAUAUCUGAUUUUUGGCGUUUAGAUAUAAUAGGAAUCACUGAUCCAGCUCAAUCCAUAUCUGAAGAAGCUCAUCAGCAAGAAGUUUGUGAUUAUUUUCGUCAGACAACGAUUAUAAAUGAUGAUGGUCGAUAUGAAGAACGCUUACCCUGGAAAGACAAUUAUCCGCCCCUUCCUACUAAUAAAGAUUCAGCUUUUAAAAGGCUCCUAGUCACUACGAAGAAGUUGCAAAAUCAAAAUUCAUUUCAAGAAUAUGAUCAAGUUAUGGAGGAAUGGCGUAAAGAGGAAAUAGUACCAGACACAGAAUUAGGUAAGUGGGGUCAUUAUCUUUCCCAUAGACACGUCUUAAAAGAAAACAGUACUACAAGAUUGAGACCAGUGUUUGACGCGUCUGCGAAAGAGAAAAAUAGUUUAUCGCUAAAACAGUGCCCGGAAGUAGGCCCAAAUUUUAUUGAACUCAUUCCUACCAUGUUGUUACGUUUUAGAGAGAAGAAAAUUGGUGUUAUCUCAGAUAUCAGAAAAGCUUUUCCGCAGAUCAGUAUUGCAUCUAUGAAUAGAGAUGCUCUCAGAUUCUUUUGGUGGAAUAGAAAUAAGCCAGACACUUUAGCAGUUUAA